Naegleria fowleri is the source of this 294-nucleotide messenger RNA. RefSeq lists its product as uncharacterized. Gene Ontology annotation, biological process: protein urmylation; tRNA thio-modification. The record is from RefSeq and is a predicted model, not a curated record. The coding region runs from base 1 to 294 and encodes 97 amino acids. Gene Ontology annotation, molecular function: protein tag activity. The transcript is spliced from 3 exons. NCBI's taxonomy places the organism in Eukaryota, Heterolobosea, Eutetramitea, Acrasida, Naegleriidae. Gene Ontology annotation, cellular component: nucleus; cytoplasm.
AUGCAAGUCAAGAUCGAGUUCAGUGGUGGAUGUGAAUUGCUAUUUGAGAAUAAAACUUCAUUGACGAUUGUCAAUUUGGAGGAAGGAACAACAAUGCAACAAUUAAUUUUAUUGUUGAGAGACAAGUACUUGAAGGAAAAACCUGAAUUGUUUAUGAAUAAUGAAAACACAUCAAUCCGACCUGGUAUCUUAGUCAUCAUCAAUGACACUGAUUGGGAGCUUGUCGAUGAAUUACAAUAUAAAAUUCAAGACAAGGACAACAUUGUAUUCAUCUCAACUCUACACGGAGGAUAA